Manihot esculenta (cassava) is the source of this 1063-nucleotide messenger RNA. RefSeq lists its product as uncharacterized. NCBI's taxonomy places the organism in Eukaryota, Viridiplantae, Streptophyta, Magnoliopsida, Malpighiales, Euphorbiaceae. The transcript is spliced from 2 exons. Gene Ontology annotation, molecular function: protein binding. The coding region runs from base 221 to 847 and encodes 208 amino acids. The record is from RefSeq and is a predicted model, not a curated record.
AGUAGUCAUCCUCUCCUCUCUCUUGCAUUGCAUCACUCAACCAAAUCCAUACCCACACUAGUACACUACACUUCUCUUUGUUUACAAAGUUUUCCUCAAUUGGGUUCUCUUCUUUUACUUCUCUUCACUCUUCUCUCUGUUUCCCAAUCCUUGAAAACUAAAAUAAUGGAGAGCAAAAGCUAUGUGUAGACACUGAGUCUCUUGAAACUUUUGGAGGAUAAUGGAACUUACAGAGCUCUCCUUGGCUCCAACACAACUGCUUGUUAAAAAAAGCAUGAACAGCUCAUCUUCAGAAUCUGAAAACAACUUUUCUAGUUCCAGUAGCAGCAGGAAGAGGAAGUUCUUCUCUGAUCAUCAUCUGCUCAAGAGCACUGUACCACCUUUGCAGACAAGCUCUGUUGAUCUUCAUCUUAAAAACCCUCUUCCUCUGGACUGGGAGCAAUGCCUUGAUCUUGAGUCAGGUAAAAUGUAUUAUAUGAACAGGAAGACAUUGAGAAAGAGUUGGAACUGGCCCAAUGUGGAUCAAAAGCUAGACCUUGAACUCAACAUUUCAUCACUCUCUCAUUGCUCUGAUCAUCAGCAAAGAAGAAGCUAUGAUAAUAUAAAUAGCUCAUCACUUGAAGAUUACUCAAAGAAGCUUCAUGAUUCAUCGUCAUCAAGGUGCAGCAACAAUAAUAUGGUAGCAUUGGCUUGCUUGAAUUGCCAUCUUCUUGUCAUACUCUCAAGAUCAUCUCCCUCUUGCCCCAACUGCAAGUACGUCCAUUCAUUUGCUACCCAUCAAGCUCCUUCUCCACAGCCUAAAAUGUCUCCUGAAAAGUCCCUCAACACCUUAAGCCUCUUGAACUAGACAUGCAUCAAACAGAAAAUAGAGAGAGAAAGUAAGAAGGAUGAUUAAGAUGAUGACCCUUUUGAUAUAUAAAUCAAAUUAAGCUACUGUGUGAUGUUCGGUUUUCUUGAUGAUGUGAUGAUAAAAAAAAGUAAAUAUAGAGAAUCUAAGAGAAGCUUUUUCAGUAAUCUAAUCAUGUAACUAUUUGUAAAUUUUAUAUUAUUUUCACUUCCUUUA